Messenger RNA from Verticillium alfalfae VaMs.102, 1602 nucleotides. RefSeq lists its product as hypothetical. Lineage: Eukaryota; Fungi; Ascomycota; Sordariomycetes; Glomerellales; Plectosphaerellaceae. The transcript has a single exon. The record is from RefSeq and is a predicted model, not a curated record. Bases 1 to 1602 code for a protein of 533 amino acids.
AUGGCUCUUUGGCUCUGCUCUCUUGCAGUCCUCAGCGUCAUCGCUCCUCACUACCACGUCUCUGCCACCACGUCAGCUACGCCCCCUACAUAUAGCGGAAUACAGCCAGACUCGGGUUCGGCGCGGGACAAUGCACGCCACAUCUUCAACGCCGUCCACUCGGCCAUGCGCCAAUGGGGAUCCUCCCUGAACCACAACGGCAUGUCCUUCUUCCCUGCAACCAUCCCCCAAGGCGUGCUGCUAUAUCACGGGACAACCGCCCCUGACGCAGUGACCGGCCUCGAGUGGCUCGCAUUUGAGAUUGAGCAUGCAGAGGUCUUUGCUCCGCUGUUGCUCGAGCGACAAGGCCCGCCCGACCACCCGCAGAACCGUCGUCGGCAGAACGGGCCCCCUGAAACUUCUCACCUACACGUUUCUGAGUCAGAGAAAGUAGUUGUUUCUCGUCCAGAUACACCAAGGGCCCAAGAGCGGCCAACGCGCGAUGGCUACCUCCAUACCUAUCGCGUCACGCGACCCCAGCGCCUGCUGUACAUCGAUGGCAUGUCCGGCGCCAAAUGCGACCUCGGCACUUUGGACACGCAGGAUAUCCUGCUCAGGAACCGCACCGGGAGGGCGGCUUCGACGAGAGACAUCGAGCCCAGGCCCUCUGCGACAUGGCUGCGCAGUGGCAGAUCGACGGAAUCAUCCGCAUGUAGCCGGCUCGAGGUGAUCAAAUGCCGGUUCGAAGACGGCAUGGAGCUGGUUUCGGCCAAAAAACGACCCCAGAGAAGGGCAGGCGACCUCGAUUUGAACCAGCUGGAGUAUAUACGUGCGGUUGCGCAGCGCUACUGGGAUAUUGCCGCGACACGCGUCCACGUGGACUUUUCGAAAAUGGUCUCUGCAUUCUUCUACCCUGUCAACCUCACAAACCCGGAUCCCAAGGCUGCAGAACACCCGAGGAUGGUUUUCAUGCCGUGGGAAGAGCUGGAGAGCAUCAGAACCGAUGUGGCGGAGUCGCUGUCGACGUUUGAGGUGCCCCAGUUGACUGAGAGUUGGCAGGGUAUUACGGAUAUGGUGUUUUCACGAUAUUCCGACCGUCUCCGGUUCAUGGCCGAGAAGGCAACCUGGGACGACAUUCGUUCGGAGUUGAACGUGUUGCUCGACUCUUUCGUUAAUUACACCCCCUCUGCCGGACCGGACAUCUCAGCCGGCACGCGCGAAUGCGCCGAGCAUUUCCUCCGCCCUGUCAACUCGAGUACAUGGCAGGAUAAACUCAUCCGAGUUGCUUUCGAGACCGUCUUAACCAGGCUGUGCACUGAUUUGUUCUCGGUUCGGGACAUAGUGAGCAAGCCUGAGGAGGAUGAGAACACCCUGAAGAAGGUCCGUAUCGUCAUCAGAGACCUCAUGGGAUGGCUGGAGUGGACUGAAUGGCGGAAGUGCAGUCCAUGCGAUGUCAACGAGAUUUGCUUCGUGGCCGUUUGGCCACAUGGCAAGCCGGAGGAUCACUACUCUCCUAGUUGUCUCAACAAGACCCAGUUGCAGGACCGGCGUGGGUAUUGGCGGGAGCCCGCAAGUCAUGGACCAAGGCCUGAGCCACAUCAAAGAGUAUACCAGGAUCUUUGA